GACAACUCGUCGGGAAUGGCGGACAAACCUCCGACGGUGUACUUGAAGCUGUUCACCGCCGGCUUUUACGCGCUCUGCUCGUUCCUCCUUGUCGUCGUGAACAAGAGUGUGCUCACCAACUACCGUUUCCCAUCGUCGAUAUGCGUCGGGAUUGGGCAAAUGUUGGCCACUGUGGUUGUCCUGUGGGUGGGCAAGGCUGCGAGGGUGAUCACCUUCCCAGACUUGGACGAAAAAAUACCUGGCAAGACAUUUCCUCUACCUCUCCUUUAUGUGGGAAAUCAACUUACUGGUCUGGGUGGAACCAAAAGGCUCAACUUACCAAUGUUUACCGUGCUCAGGAGGUUCUCCAUCUUGUUUACAAUGAUGGCGGAGGGGUUCCUGCUCAAGAAGAAAUUCUCCAAGUCGGUCCAGCUGACCGUAUUUACGAUGAUACUCGGGGCCUUCAUUGCGGCGAGCGCAGACAUGUCCUUUGACAUGCAAGGGUACGUCUUCAUCCUCCUUAACGACGUGCUCACAGCAGCGAAUGGCGCGUAUGUCAAGCAGAAAUUGGAAGCCAAGGAGCUGGGCAAAUAUGGAUUGCUAUACUACAAUGCAUUAUUUAUGAUCCUACCCACUGUGCUGUUGGCUCACGCGACCGGAGAUUUGCAGAAGGCCAUUGACUACGAUGGCUGGUCAGACAUACUCUUCCUCAUGCAGUUCUUCAUGUCCUGCGUUAUGGGGUUUGUCCUCAUGUACUCUGUCGUUUUGUGUACACAUUACAACUCUGCACUGACCACCACCAUCGUGGGUUGCCUCAAGAACGUCCUGGUGACAUACAUCGGAAUUAUAUUCCUUGGUGACUACAUCUUCUCUUGGACCAAUUUUAUCGGUUUGAACAUCAGCAUCGCGGCCAGCCUGGUGUAUUCUUUCAUCACACUGCGAGAGGAACAACCCAGCAAGGCCAGCGAAAGCACCAAAAUGGAGAUCAAGGGCAAGGUUGUUGUAUGA
Nerophis lumbriciformis (worm pipefish) is the source of this 987-nucleotide messenger RNA. The record is from RefSeq and is a predicted model, not a curated record. Lineage: Eukaryota; Metazoa; Chordata; Actinopteri; Syngnathiformes; Syngnathidae.